UCAGGUUGUAGUUAAUAUAUCGUUAAAAUUGAAAUAAAUUUACUUUCGAAAAAAAAAUUGUACCAAAAAUUUAUGAACCUAUCGGGUGAACAUUUAAGACAAAAUGUCUUUAUGACCGAGACGGGAAAUUUAUAGUGACCCAUUAAGUAAAAAUUCAAAAUUGAUCGACAGAGACGGCAACGUAGGGGGUUAUAGUUUAUCACGCAAUACGAACCUUUAUCAAUCUGUACAGUCAAGUCACUGCUCCACCCCAAGAAACACCUGAGUUAGUUCUUUCGCGUGCCGCCGUGGAACACGAGAAUAAUAAUCGAAAAUGUGCCGCGUAAAUUUGAAUUUUUUCUUUAUUUUAACGGUGCUCUACACUUGCUUAGCUCGAGACGUGCUUAAAGUGGAUAUUCCCAAUCAGGGGGUCGUUAUAGGACAAGAAUUGUCACGAUUUAGAAUACAAAAAAUUAUUGCAUUUUAUGGAAUACCCUACGCGCAACCCCCUUUGGGAGCGUACAGGUUUUCUCCACCCAUUACAAAUCCCCUGCCUAAUUGGCAGGGCGAGAAAAAUGACUCUGAUUACCAACCGGCGUGUCUUCAAGGAAAGGAAGAUUAUAAAGAAUCUGAAUUACCACUUUUGCAGUUGCUGGCCAAUAUAGAGUUCCCUAGUAAUAUCAGCGAGGACUGUUUGUAUCUCAACGUAUUUACACCACAAGGAAAACCACCGCCUGGAGGAUUUGCUACAAUUAUAUGGUUCCAUCCCGGUAAUUUCACCACGGGAAUCCCUUCAAUUUGGGACCCACAUACCGUAGUGUACCGUCAAAGAGUAAUUAUCGUCACAUUUUCGUGGCGUUUGAAUAUUAUGGGAUUUUUCACUACAAUGGAUGGCGAAGCCCCUGGAAAUUAUGGCCUGAUGGAUCAGCAAGCAGCCAUGCAAUGGGUCAAAAACAAUAUCCAAUUGUUCGGAGGUAAUCCUGAAAAUAUUUGUAUUAUGGGAUAUGGGACAGGUGCGACGAGCAUUGGAAUUCACAUGACGAAUUCAGGUUCCAGGGGCCUCUUCAAUAAAGCGAUAGCGAUGAGCGCAAAUUUAUUUCAGUCCACCUCGGUCAGAUACCCCGAAGAAGACAAGCCAAUCAUAGACCAAUUAGUUACAGAUUUCGGAUGUAUAAGAAAACCGACGUCAUUGUUCAUCGAUUGCUUAAGACACGUCGAUCCGAAUCUGUUGGUGCAACAAACGUCAAACGUGAAUUGGAGACCACUGAUCGAUAAAGAUUUGAGCCACAAUAAUAGCGCACCGUUUCUGCCGGAACCGCCGAAAAACUUAUUUUCCCGCGGGGAAUUUCAACGGGUGCCUUUGUUGACGGGCUACACCGACAUGGAACAAGCGCUGGAAUUUGCGAAUUCCGACAGUUUCGCAGGAAAUUUUUCCUUUGAGGUUUUGCGACAAAUGUUAAGACAACUCGCUAUGGCCGACGUGCCCCAACUAAACGACACAGACGAUUCUUGCCUUUACAACUACGACCACAUAGUUGACGCCGCGAUGUUUUUUUAUUCGCCGACUGUGUUAGAAAGCAAUCCGGACAACUUUAGAAAGAUCGUUAUCAAUUUUAUGCUGGAGAAAACUUACGCUUCCUCGACGGUGCUUUUAGCGACUUACAUGAGCAAAGAGCAACCAACUUAUGUGUACCGAUUUGACAUGAAACCAACUACGUUGUACGCCAAUAAAAAUAUCCCGGAUUGGGUAAGCGUACCCCAUCUGUUCGACCUUAUUUACGUAUGGGGGGUUCCCUAUUGGGACUCGGAACAACAGUGGGACCCAAGGGACAAACGAAUAUCAGACACAAUUAUGUCAUUUUGGACUAAUUUUGCAAAGAAUUCCGAUCCGACUGAAAAGAGCAUUUAUCCCGUCAAGUGGUACCCGUUUGUCCAAGACAAUCCGAAAAUUUUAAUAAUCGAUAAUAACUUUAAUAUGAGCACGGCGCGCAGUUUAAAUUACAAAGCGUUUGAGUUUUGGAACGAUUUUUACCCGAAAGUGUUCGAUAUCGCUACCCAGUGUUGCGGUUAUUCGGAAUCCAGUGCUUCCUUGCAUUUUCAUCAGACAUCUCCCUUGGUUGUGGCAAUCCUUAUAUUGCUUAUAUUCUAAUUCUUUUAUUUGAUUAGGCUAUUGCUCUACACUAUCCGGUACCUAGAUUAAUUAAUAGUAAUUAGUGUAAUCUCGAACAAAUCUCGAAAUAUUAGGAAAAAAGUUAUUUAUAUAAUAUUUUUGUUAGUGCUGUAAAGGAAAUAUCUAAUAUCCAAGAACAUGUUAUUUUAACUAUUAUUUAAAACAAUAAUCAUUUUUUGUUAUCAAAAUUAUUAUAAUGCAAUUAGGCAAGCACUUUUUAAAAGUUCGUUAGUAACAUUAAUCUGAGAUUACGUCAUCAGCAUUGCUGCGCAUAUAGGAGCUUCUUAUUAUCCCAUUUAUUUAUAUAAAAAAGACCAAACCAACAAAGUGCCCUCUGAUUGCCGAAAACGUCUUCCCCUAAAUGUAAUUACCACAGGGAGACAAUUAAAAUUUAAAGUAGUAAAUAUUGUACACAUUAUCGUUUAUCACUGUAGUAUUUGUAUUAUACAUAAAUAUUUGCAAACGAUGCUUUAAUAAAAUAUUUAUUUAAACGAAAUUGUUAAACUUUGUUACCAAAAAAAAAAAUAAAAUGUGCGGCUGUCACAUUGUCAUAGAUAUUUCACGUAAUUUUUUACUCUUUUGCUAAACUAUAACUAUAUUAUUUAUCUAGUACCGGCUCUUAGUAUUUCUUUUAUUGUCCAAACAUAAUU
Messenger RNA from Cylas formicarius (sweet potato weevil), 2799 nucleotides. RefSeq names its product acetylcholinesterase. The transcript has 3 exons. Gene Ontology annotation, cellular component: synapse; cell surface; postsynaptic membrane. The coding region runs from base 314 to 2128 and encodes 604 amino acids. NCBI's taxonomy places the organism in Eukaryota, Metazoa, Arthropoda, Insecta, Coleoptera, Brentidae. Gene Ontology annotation, biological process: neuron cell-cell adhesion; modulation of chemical synaptic transmission; postsynaptic membrane assembly. The record is from RefSeq and is a predicted model, not a curated record. Gene Ontology annotation, molecular function: signaling receptor activity; neurexin family protein binding.